AGAACACAGAGUACUCGAUUUUCACCACUGACACAAGUUGAGAACGUGACGGACAGAGAAGCACGCACCAAAUCGCAGCAAUGCCGUUCUUGGGAUACAAUGAAGAUGGCGAUGUUGUGGAGAUUGGCCACAACGACGAUGGCACCCUGCGCGUUGUCGAGAAAACUUCGAUCCCAGGCGGCGUGGUCUGCGCCGCCUCGGCUGGUGACGACAUGCUGUACUACAUCCCUGUUUUAUCCCCUUCGUCUCUGUGCCGCUGGUCGUUUGCCAAGGGAGAGAGUGAGCUAGUUCAGGACCUUGUGCGUUCGCACGACAGGUUAUUUUUCCAUCGAAACAAGGUCUUUUGCGUUCCACUCGACGACAACGGCGUGGCCGUCUACGACCCUCUCUGCAACGUUGUUGAGAUUCUCCCUAUUCACUACCACAUUAAGUGGAUCGAACCGGCCGACCACGGGUUUGUGUUCCACACCGAGAGCAACAAAACGUUUGGCUACGAUUUCAACAACGGCUGCACCGAAGUGAAGCACGACGGCCAAAUUACGUCGUUCUUAGGGCACUACAAGCGUUACGCCGUGGUACACGUGCAGGACGGCAGCGAGGAGCGCGUUGCCGGCGUGACAGAAGCUGGCGACGUCGUCGCGCUCAGUGUGGAGCUCCCGUGUGCCGCGUUUGUGGAAUGCGACGAUGUGGUGCUGCACGUGGUCGAUGGUGAAAUCGUGUCGUCGAAAGGCCAGCGCGUCGCCGCUCUCACCAGCGGGCUGAUGUUGACCGCCUCCCCUGCCUCCGAGGAGGAGGUCACGUGCAGCAUUUGCCUGUGCGAGUUCGACGGUGAAGACGGCGUCACGCUCGACUGCGGUCACCUCUUCCACAAGGACUGCACUGAUCAGUGGGUGUCGACGUGGAGGGACUUUGCUGCCAAGGGAGAGCACAUCGCCUUUACACACGCUGUUUGCGCCAGCGGGUGCAAGUAUCUCAUUCGCCACCCUCUCCUCCCGCAAUCGAAGGACAUCGCCGAGCUGUGGCAUGAGGUGAUGGCAAAGAAGACGGCAUUGCUUCCGCAAUUCUCGGACACAAAAACGGACGAGGAUCUUUUGUUUUACAUCUGCGGCAAGUGCGGAAAGGCCUUCUACGGCGGUGAGCGUGUGUGUUCGCGCAUGCAAGGUCGGGCGCCGUCCUCGUCCCCAGACGACCUUAUCUGCGACGCGUGCCUGGCCGAUGCACAUGACGGCUGCAAUACCUUUGCUCCAGUCUUCAAGUGCCGCUACUGCUGCAACCCGGCUACGCAACGCUCAUUCGGCACGCGCUACAUGUGUGACCGCUGCAACGCGCGAUGGGACACGUCGGAGCCGUCUCCGAUUCCGUGUCCCGGAAGUGGAGAAUGUCCAUUUGACGGACACCACGAAGAGGACAAGGGCGGCUACGCCGGGUGCUUGCUGUGCACCGGCGCCGUAAACAUUGCGCACAUCUUUGACCGCAUUGUCACAGUGAAAGAUGCUGAAGCGAAUGCUGCUGCGUAG
Leptomonas pyrrhocoris is the source of this 1517-nucleotide messenger RNA. RefSeq lists its product as hypothetical. The record is from RefSeq and is a predicted model, not a curated record. Bases 81 to 1517 code for a protein of 478 amino acids. Gene Ontology annotation, cellular component: nucleus. NCBI's taxonomy places the organism in Eukaryota, Euglenozoa, Kinetoplastea, Trypanosomatida, Trypanosomatidae. The transcript has a single exon.